AAAUUUAUAAAAAAAAUGAAGAGACAAAUUUAGUUAGCAACAAAAUUUCAUCUUUCAAAAUACGAACAAAAAAAAAUCUACAGACCACUUAUAACCUUCCAAAUUUAGAACAAUUGGAAACAACAAGUUUAAAUGCAAAGACAAAUGCAGAGGUAAGAGAACUAAUUGACGAACAGAAUGAUACGGAUGAGACUGAUCUGGAUGAAGAGGAUGACAGUCAACUAGAAAUUGAUAGAGAUUUGGAAUUAGACUUACAAAAUAAAAUUAGCAAAAUGAACAAUUGGUAA
Molecule: messenger RNA, 287 nt
Organism: Dentiscutata erythropus
Lineage: Eukaryota; Fungi; Glomeromycota; Glomeromycetes; Diversisporales; Gigasporaceae
Source: the annotation of a GenBank genome assembly